AUGGCAGACACAGAACAGGGAAAUCAAACCUCCCUCAUAGAGUUCAUCCUCCUGGGUUUUGGGACUGUUCCCAAACUUCAGAUUCUUCUCUUUAUGUUGUUCUUUGUGAUUUACAUUGUGACCAUGGCCGGGAACAUCCUCACUGUUGUGCUAGUUGUGGCUGAUCAGCACCUUCACACCCCCAUGUACUUCUUCCUGGGGAACUUGUCCUGCUUGGAGACCUGCUACACCUCCACCGUCCUGCCCAGGAUGCUGGCCAGUCUCCUGACUGGGGACAAAACCAUUUCUAUUGGUGGCUGCAUCACACAAUGUUACUUUGUUGGCUUCUUUGCAGCCACCGAGUGUUAUCUCCUGGCAGCGAUGUCUUAUGAUCGGUACCUAGCGAUAUGCAAACCACUGCAUUAUGCAACCCUUAUGAAUGGCAGUUUCUGCCUCCAGCUAGCAGCUGGGUCUUGGAUUAGUGGGUUACUGGCUAGUUCCGUAGUAACGGGUAUGAUGUUACAAUUACCUUUCUGCGGCCCCAAUGAAAUUGAUCAUUUCUUCUGUGAAUUUACACAAAUAAUAAAUCUCUACCGCAAUGACAUCUACCAGAUGGAGCUUGUAAUCAUCAUUGUGGCUGCUUUAUUCACCCUGCCCCCGUUUGCUUUAACUGGGACAUCCUACCUGUGUAUCAUCUCCACCAUCCUGCGAAUCCCUUCCACCACCGGGAGGCAAAAGGCCUUUUCUACCUGCUCCUCUCACCUCAUUGUGGUGACAAUUUUCUAUGGGACCCUGAUCAUUGUGUAUUUGCUACCAAACACCAACACACUCAGAGACCUCAACAAAGUGUUCUCUGUCUUCUACACAAUUCUGACUCCUAUGGCCAAUCCCUUCAUAUACAGCCUGAGAAACAAAGAGGUGAAAGAGGCCCUGAGAAAAAAAUGCCAGUAA
This is a messenger RNA of Trachemys scripta elegans, 930 nucleotides long. RefSeq names its product olfactory receptor 10A7-like. Gene Ontology annotation, biological process: G protein-coupled receptor signaling pathway. The transcript has a single exon. Bases 1 to 930 code for a protein of 309 amino acids. Gene Ontology annotation, cellular component: membrane. Gene Ontology annotation, molecular function: G protein-coupled receptor activity; olfactory receptor activity. Lineage: Eukaryota; Metazoa; Chordata; Testudines; Emydidae. The record is from RefSeq and is a predicted model, not a curated record.